AUGCAGACUGUUGCCCUUCUUUUGAUCGUCGCCUGCGCCAGCACCAACGCGCUGCGCUUCGCUCGUCAAGCACCUGCACCGGUUGCGGGCGUUCCGGCUUCGGUCCCCAGCGUACCGGCACCAAGCGCCCCGCUCCCCAAUGUGCCGGCGCCUGCCGUUCCUGUCCCGGCUCCCGGCAUUCCGGUUCCGAGCGCCCCUACUCCCAGUAUUCCUGUUCCAUCCCCGAGCGUCCCUGCGCCGGCUCCCAGUCUGCCAGUUCCUGCUCCGACUCUGCCGGUUGCUGCUCCGCCAACGGGUGCGGGUGCUACCUGCACCGCCGAACAGAAGGCGCUGUGUGGUCAGGCGCAAUGCCAGAAUAAUGGCAACACCAACACCCAAGUGCUACAGCAAGCAGGCAAUCUGGGCGGAGGAUCUCUCUUCAGCGGUAUUCCCGUGAACCUGCUGAACGGCGCCGGCUUUCAGAUUCCCAUCAACGCCAAUGUCUGCCCUCCGGUCUCCGUCUGCAACGCCUGUGCCGCCGUCAGCAUUCUGGGCUAG
Paramacrobiotus metropolitanus is the source of this 537-nucleotide messenger RNA. RefSeq lists its product as uncharacterized. The transcript has 2 exons. The coding region runs from base 1 to 537 and encodes 178 amino acids. Lineage: Eukaryota; Metazoa; Tardigrada; Eutardigrada; Parachela; Macrobiotidae. The record is from RefSeq and is a predicted model, not a curated record.